Caenorhabditis auriculariae is the source of this 505-nucleotide messenger RNA. Lineage: Eukaryota; Metazoa; Nematoda; Chromadorea; Rhabditida; Rhabditidae. The record is from the annotation of a GenBank genome assembly.
AUGAACUAUCUCAAGGACUUUGCCGAAGACCUGCAAGAUAUUGACAAGAACGACAAAGGCGGCCCGGACGACGAGGAAGGCGACGACGAAGAAGAGCCCGAGCCUGAAGAUCAGAUGGGUGACGUCGAAGAGGAGGACGAGAAACAGUUGGAUCCGAAACUUUGGGACGACGAGGAAGAUGAAGAACAGCAGCAGGACCAGCAGAAGAACAUGGACCAGGAGAAUACUGGUUUUUCAGAAGGUUCUUGCUCUAGACAGUAAUAUCCCCGUUUCAGCUGCGGACCAGAAGACCGACGACAUGGUCGCCAAGGAAGACGAGCCUCAGCCCCAGGAAGACGGAAAACAGAAGCCGGAAGACGUUCAGGAAGACCAGGAGAACGUCGAUGAACGCGAUCGGGAAGACGACGGCGGCGGAGACGUUGAUGACAAGAAUCAGCAACCGGAAGUUGAUGAAGAAGCCCGGAGAGAGGAGGAAAUGUUCGUUUUGGACUUGAUAGUCGUUGAA